Molecule: messenger RNA, 5087 nt
Organism: Anneissia japonica
Lineage: Eukaryota; Metazoa; Echinodermata; Crinoidea; Comatulida; Comatulidae
Product: molybdopterin synthase catalytic subunit-like
Exons: 4
Coding region: 3326-4036 (236 amino acids)
Biological process (GO): Mo-molybdopterin cofactor biosynthetic process
Cellular component (GO): cytosol
Molecular function (GO): molybdopterin synthase activity
Source: RefSeq, a predicted model, not a curated record
AACUCUAGCUGUCACCUGAUAUGCCACUUGUUGACAGUCACAUGACCAGUAGUAAGCACAACAGUGUAUUAAAUUGUUAAGGAUGCAGCUGUGUCAAGCAAUUAAUUUUAAUCUAUUCAAUCUACUUUUGAAUUAUGAAGUAUGGUUAUUCAAUAAUUCAACACUGGCUUUCAUUUUUAAAAUAUAAUUUGAUUGAAGAUAUAUAUAUUGCCACCUAAAAUAAAAUUAAUCACUUAAUUUGUAUUUGUCAAUAAUUUGUGAAAAAAAUAUGGCCUUUUGAUUCUAUUCAUGUAAUCCUUGCUUAUCAUUUCCAAAGGGCUUCACUCCAGAAAAAAUGACCUCGGAGCACAUACAAUCAGUUUAAAAGCUUAGUUUAAUGAUAUCUAUCAAUUGAAUUUACAGUCAAGAGAACGCAUGUACAAAAUUCAUAUUACAAUAUAAAGUAAAUUGACCAGUUUAUCAAUUAUGAGUACCAUUUACUUAAAUAAAUGCCUGAGAGCGCUUAUUGUUGAGACAAGUUUUUGAGGUGAAGUUUAUUUAAGGGAGACGUUUAAUUUUUUUGGUGUAAAUGGCAUACCGUAAAUGCUCGAAUAAGUGCCGCGGCGCUUAUUCGAGUUAGUAAGCGCCUGUGUGCAAUGAAACACUUUACAAACAGUAAUAAAUACAAUGUAGCAAUCCAGUGUUCAAAUGUAUAAAUAACACAAUGAUGACACAAGCAUAUCUUUAUAAAUGUUCAUUUACGAUGAUAGGCCUACCGAACUACGGGAAUAUGUGAGAUAGGAAACAUGGGAACAAGUAUGGAAAGGGCCACGCCAAUAUUUUUUUUAAUAAACGGCCUCGAAUAAGCGCCACAUUGAAGCCUCCAACAAUUUUAUAAGCGUUGUGGCACUUAUUCAAGCAUUUACGAUACCUUCCAAGUUAGACAAAUUUGCAGGCAUGAGACUUUUGAUCUAAGAACCCCUUUCCUAGGUGGUGUUUUGAAAUUUUUCCCCCCCUAGAUCCAUGGAAAUGCAUUCUUUUCCACUUUAGGGUUGUAUUUUUACAACUGAAAAAUCUUUUUUGAAUCCACAUAUUUUUUCUUGAGAAUGCAUGUUACUGCCAUCAACGAACCUACCCCACUGACAUGAGCUGCGCACAUGGCAGUUGGCAGUAUGUUGUUUGAUCCUACCAGACAUAUUUACAGUGUUGAUGCAGCUAUCCUUAUCAAAAUUUUUCUUUGUUAUAGAUCCAAAGACUUAUUGAUCCCAACCAGAUUAGAAAAAGAUGCAAUUCUACUAGAGUAGAACAUUAAUAGAAUGAUGUUGCUUUCAUUAGAUUUGUUUAGUCAUUUGGGGUUGGGGGGAGGGUGCACGUUCUUCGAGGAAAAAAUAAACACCUCAGGGCAUUUAUUGAAGGGAAGCGUUUAUUCCAAAUGAAGCUCUAGAAGGGGCGUUUAUUUGAAUAAAUAUGGUUAUUUAAAAGAAUAAUUUUAAAAAAAAUUUAACUUGUUAUUUCAUUUGACUUACUACUGCAUACAAAUUUAUUACUAUAUCUUUAAAUUAAAUUAUUAAACUGUACUGUUCAAAGUUUAUAUUUGAAUAUCAGUAUAGGUAUGAUAUGGUGCAAACAAAUAAAUAUUUAGAUCUGGUUGAAUACACAUGGCCAAGGAAGAAUUUAAUAAUUAAGUAAUUUAAUAUUUGUAUUAAAUAUGGAGUAGAAGUAAGAAAGCAAAGAUAAUGCAAACACACAUAGCACAAGAGAAUUAUCUUUCACUGUGUAUUUAUUGUCAUGGUAUUUGUAAACUUGAGUACUGAUUUAAAAGUAUUUUAAGUAAUAACUAUUUUAUCAAUUGAAAUUGCUUUCUAGUGUUAAUUUCAUCUCUAUUAUUAUUAAUAUUGGAGUACUUGAAAUGAUAAAGACAUGUAUUUAUCAACCUCUGACCUUUAACCUUUGACAGAGAUCUUGAGUGUUAGCAUAUGGUGGUAUUGUUCUAGACUCAAGUACAGCCUACAGAUCUUGAUUACAAACUGUUGUUUAAAGUGAGAGUGCCGUGCAAGUUCAAAACCAAUUAACAAUUACUUUAAAAGGGCAGUGUUAUGUGAAAGCAUCGCUAUUGAUCAUCUACUCCAAGUGGUAUUAAUGGACCUUUCUGUAUUUUUACUGUCAAUCAAACUUAACUGACCAGUCAGAACAGGGCCGUGCAAGUUCAAAACUAAUUAACAAUAGUUUAAAGGGGCAGUGUUAUGUGAAAGCAUCACUAUUAAUCAUCUAUUUCAAAUGGUAUUAAUGAACCUUUCUGUACUGUUAAUCAAACCUAACCAAUCAUAACAGGGCCAGGAAUAGUCAUAUGUCCCACAUACACAUGCAUUGUCCCGAAAAUAGUUUUAUCAGAAAUGUCCAUUAUUAAUUUGAUGGAGCCUAAUACUUGGCUAGAGACCAAUUUACUUGGCUAGCAUUGUUCUGGAAAUGGUUGAUCCACAAAUCCACAUUCACGUUCAGGUCCUUGGGCAAGUCACUUUAUCAGCAUUUGCCCUUCUUCACCUUGGGGUAUUAUAAGUUAGUACAAAAAAAAAAAAAAAUUAGAGCCCUUUGUAAAUUAAAAGGAAAAUGCAUUAUUUACAUUUAUAAAAUAAUUAUUAAACAAUUUACAAAUGAACCAAUAUGUUAUUUAGUCAGUAGUUUAAAUAAAAUGCAAUAUAGCAAUCAAUCUUGUUGUGUUCAUAUUAAAUAAAAUGUAAUAAUCCAACAGCAAGCUAGCUCAUCUUUUUGAAUACACUACACACUAAUCAUUAAGAAGCUCAUGAGCAUGAGAUGGCAUUAGCACAGAGAUUGUGAGGAAUGCACCAUAGCAACCAAACUGAGAAGUUUCUCCUAAACAGAUGCAACAUUUUUUUUAAUCUUUAUAUUUAAUAUAAUUUUAUAAUAUGACAGAUACUAUAAAAAAAAACUACUGUAUAAAAACUUUAUUUUGAUAAAUUAUAAUUGACUUGUUUAACUAAAAAUAUAUUUGAUCAUAUUUUGUGUGUGGUAGAUUUCAAAUAGCUGAAAUAACGAAAGAUACUAAGAGAUUUAUAAGACACAUUAAUCGCAUUACUGUAUCUUUUGAAACACAAGCAUUAAGUGUUACUUAAGGUUAAAACCCAUCUGGUGAUUUUUAAUAACAAAGAUUUGAAAUCCGGCUCAAGGCCUUGGUACCAUCUAAUAAAACCAAAAACAAACUCAGGUGUUGGCACUUGGCGAGCAGUCAUUCAUUACCUGACAUCAAAUGAAUUUGUGCAGUCAUCAACUUGAAAGUUUUAAUUAUCAAACAUCUAUCUAACAUUUACAAAGAUUUUACUUGAUCAGCAUGAAGAUUUUUCCCCUGCAUCUUUUUUUCUUAACAUCCACUUCCCUUCUCCUUCAUGAAUGUGUCGAAGGUCAAGUAUAUCACUGGAGGAGGCCUCUUACUCGUCAGAUCACAUGUCCCAAGACACAAUCAAUGAACCAAUGUUCUUUCUGUUGGUGUACUCUGCCAAUUGGACCUGCUUCGCCAAAUCCCUCGGCUUUGGAUCAGACUCAAAUCGUAGCUCUCAAUACAUUUCGUGAGUGGUUCAUCAAUGAAGGACAAAGCGCGGAGGCACUUUACGAUCGUACACAACCAGUUUUUGAGUUAACUCCAAGACAAGAGAAAGCAAUACUUAAUAGUUAUGGGAGCCUUUUUCAAGGAUGCAAAUAUUACAAUAUAAUUAAUAAAGAGUGUGUGGAUCAAAGCAGUCAUCGAACCACUAGAUCAGCCAAUAGGAUUUGUUCAGUCAUACAGCAAACAACACCUUACUAUGCUGCACUCACGGAAAACGAUGAGCCAGUAGUGGUUGUUCAGGUUUCAUUGCAAAUUUUCCAAGAAUUUUCAGAAGAACUAUGUUCAAGUGCAAGUUGCAACUACUUUGGAGACUGUCUAUGUAAGAGAGGGUUUCGACUAACGAGGGCACUUGUCUACAAUACACAACAGCAAGAGGUAUACAUUCCUACCCUUGGUGACAUCAAAGCAAGAAGUUGCAAUGCCUAUCACACACAUUAAUGAAUUUGAAACUAUUUUUAUAACAUAACAAUAUUCAUUAUAUAACCAAAGUUCUUGAAUAAAAAAGUGUGCACAAAAAGUUAUAUUGGAUAUAUCUAGUUAGAUCUUAUUGUAUACUGUACUUAAUUAAAUACAACUAUCAGGAAAGUACAGAAAACAACACAUAAGCAGCAGCAGUGACUCAUUUGUGUACCAUUUAUUUUAUAUACGGUUAUGUAAUUCUUUUAAACCAUCUUUGUUUUGGAACUUCUCACAAUAUACUUUUGCUUUAUGGUCUGCCCACAAGAGAGCAGACAGAACAGCUCUGUGCAGCAAUUUUCUCCCUACACAUCAAUCUUUGAAACACAACAGUAUUGGAUACUGUGCUUUACAAACUGUACAGUACUUGUAUUAUAUAUACAAACAUAUCACAAUCCAAACUUUUUACAUUGAACAGAUUCAGAAGUGGAAAUUACUUCACAUGAUAUUUUGUGCUGAUAUUGUGCUCGUAAUCAUUUGACAUACGACUUGUAUUUUAAAGAUGUAUUGUCCCAUGAAAAGUAUCAACAAAUAUAAUAAAAAUUAUGAACUUAAACAUAUAAAUUGGUGUACUUAAAAAACAUCUACCCAUAAUUUUACAGAAAAAAAUAAUAGAACCAUUUCCAGUUCCAAUAUACAAAUCAGGGUACAGAUUGUUAUAUGUUCAAGUUAACAAUUUGUAUGUGUACUGCAGAUUAAGCAAGUCAAUUUCAAAAUUAUUUUUUGUUUUUUUGUCAUUUUCAGGGGACAAGAAUAAUAGUAUGUGAUAUGAAUGUACACAAUGCACAAUAACAGUUCUCAUAAAUGUUGGUGUGUUUAGUCAUUUAUGAUAAAAAGAUUUGUUGAUCAAUUGUGAAUACAUUUGUUAUUAAUAACUAUACUAAAAUAAAAUUGAUGUUAAAUGCCCUGACAUGUUUUUACCUACAAAUGAGAGGAGAGAUUGUACCAAGCAAGGGCAAAGGAUAUUCCUACCAUGAUGACUUGGGGCACAGAAGGGCCAUACUUGAUUAAAGAAAAGGGAAAAAAGUGGUAA